This is a messenger RNA of Fusarium venenatum, 1014 nucleotides long. NCBI's taxonomy places the organism in Eukaryota, Fungi, Ascomycota, Sordariomycetes, Hypocreales, Nectriaceae. The record is from RefSeq and is a predicted model, not a curated record.
AUGACUCCCUCGAUACUCCCAGAAAACCUAACAGAUCUAGACUCCAGCGAGGUCACAUAUUCAGGCUCCGAUACAUUACCACAAGAGGCUCCUACAAGUCUACAAGAAAUAAAACACGAUAAAUAUAGCAAGAAUCGACGAGGAUGGAGGAGAAUUGUUGUCAACUUUGGGCCUUCAUGGUUCACUGUGACCAUGGGCACUGGCAUCACGUCUAUUUUGCUGCAUAACCUACCUUAUCAAGGACAAUGCCUUUACAUACCCCAUUGCAUCAUGCGCACCGAGGGUAUUGCACUCGAACAAGCCAAUCCCACAUGGCUUUUCCCUAUCAUUGCUGACAUUGUCGCAUCUGGCUCCGGGGCUAUAGUGGCCAAUGUCCUUCCCAACGAUCAACAUGCUAUCUGGACUCUUGUAACCAGUUAUAUUCUCUGGGGAACGAGUGUACCUAUGGCAGUUCUUAUCCUAGCCAUGUACUACAAUCGACUCAUGAUCCACGAUGUCCUUCCAAGCCAGGCUGCUGUAACAUCUUUCAUCGCCAUCGGACCUCUCGGCCAAGGCGCAGCAGCCAUUCAACUCCUGGGCAAAGUCGCUUUAAAAAUCUUUGAAAGGAACGAUUUCAUCCCCAUGGCGCCCAUCGCAGGACAGUUCUUUUAUCUUAGUGGCAUCCUCACAGCCCUCAUAAUGUGGGGGUUCGCCAUCUCAUGGUUAUUCUUCGCCCUCGCCACCAUUGUCAGGCGCGAAUUGAAGUUCAGUAUUUCCUGGUGGGCGUUUACUUUCCCUCUUGGGGUCUUUACUGUUUCAACCACCACUUUGGCACAAGAGCUUCCUUCGCAAUUUUUCAAGGUUCUUGGAACCAUAUUUUCGGUCGUUGAGACUUUGCUAUGGAUCAUGGUGGCCUGUAUGACUAUCAGGGCAACUUUGAACGGUGAACUGUUUCAGCCGCCUCCGGUUGAGGCGUGGGAGAAAAAAACGAAGGAAACUGGGAAGGUUGAAAAGGUUGAAGAUUCUCCAGCUUAG